Chenopodium quinoa (quinoa) is the source of this 902-nucleotide messenger RNA. Its product is annotated as dirigent protein 23-like. The record is from RefSeq and is a predicted model, not a curated record. Bases 57 to 635 code for a protein of 192 amino acids. The transcript has a single exon. NCBI's taxonomy places the organism in Eukaryota, Viridiplantae, Streptophyta, Magnoliopsida, Caryophyllales, Amaranthaceae.
CCUAUAUAAACCCCACAAAUUUAUCAACAACUUUAAGCUAACAAAUUUAGAAAUACAUGAAGUUAAUAUUUGUUAUUUUGAAAUAUUUGAUAUUCACAUCUUAUGUGGAAAAGUUGGGCCUUGGUAGGGCUGAUUGGCCCAAAACAUCAACAUGGGCCAAAACAGAACCAUAUAGCCACCAUGAACACAAAACUGUCCUACAAUUCUACUUCCAUGAAAUUGCAAUUGGCAACUCCUCCACCGUUGCGUUGAUCGCCCAAGCCCAACCCGUAGACCCGAACAACUCGUUCGCCUUCGGUAACUUGUAUAUGGUCGACGAGCUACUCACUGUGGGCCCAGACCCAAAGUCCAAGUUUAUAGGGCGGGCCCAGGGCUUCUCUGGCUCAGCUUCCCAACAAGGUGUGAACUCUUUUAUGGGCUUAUGUUAUAGCUUUAUUGAUGGGAUUUAUAAUGGGAGCUCCAUCAACAUCUUGGGCCGGAACUCGAUCUUGAAUCCGAUUAGAGAAAUACCGGUUGUUGGUGGUACUGGGCUUUUUAGGAUGGCCCGUGGAUAUGCAAUAGCCCAAACUUACUAUUUUAAUGUUACUUCUGGGAUUGUUGUUGUAGGGUAUAAUGUUACUGUUGUUCACCAAUAGAUGAUGUUUGCACAUUCAUUAAAAGAUGCACAACAAAUUUACUAGUUGUAACUUGUAUUACCUUUUCUACCCAAGAAGAUGACAUUACAACUUACAAGCAAGAAAUGGAGUGCACAUCAAGUAUAAGUAGUGUUAAAUAAAAUAAAUGGCGGAGGUUUGUUUAUUUUAUUUUAUAAUACCUUCGUCGAAACAUUGUUCCAGAUUAAUUGUCAUAUUUUUCUUAUUACGUUAUCUUAAAUUAAUUAUUACAUUUUUUUAUCCUUACGU